AUGGUCACCGACGAUAAGUCUCGCAUGCGGCGGGGCAUCCCCCUGAAGGCAAAGGAUGAAGCGACUGACGCGCUCGAAACCCUGAUUAAGGAAGUCGCAGACCCCGAGGGCAUCUGCAUCGGGAAAAUCCAUUGCGAUGGCGCAGCCGACUUCAAGGGCAGCCUCAUGCUUGGAGCUCCGCACCUGCCGCGUCAACUGUGGGCGGAAGCCGUGAAGGCCGCCAUUUACAUCAAGAACCACACACCUACUGACGUCCUGGACGGCAAAGCACCACUUGAGGUUUGGGAGGACAAACCACUCGACAGCUUGAAGCACAUGCAUGAGUGGGGGGCGAAGAAAUAUAACAUGGUGGGCUACAAUACAACUAGCAAGACGUGGCGGCUAUGGGACCCGGCGGAACCACUCAAAAUUACAAUCUCUGCUGAAGUGUCAUUCCGCGAGGUAGAUGCCCGCGACGUCGCUCGCCCCAUGCACGGGUCUGACCCAUUUCCCGAACAAGGCCAGAUUUUCCAGCCCGGCAUUAUCACUGGGGCCGAGACAAGAGACGAGGAACCAGAACCGGCAGACACGAACGACGGACCGGACGAAGAACCGCCCGCGGUGCGCAAAAGCGGUCGCACGACAAAGCCGCGGGACCGUCUGAACCUGUUUACGACGGAGCAGGUGUUCGAAACAGAAUACGCACUGGUGAUCGGAGGUGAGAUCGGGAACCUUGGUCAAGGGAUACCUGGCCAACUAGGAUACAUGCCCGCCGAUCCACCGAACUACCGCGCAGCGGUCAACGGACCAGAUGCCGUUGGAUGGAUGAAAAGCAUGGAGGAGGAGAAUCGCUCCUUACUAGACCACGACGUUUAUGAGUGGGUCGAUCCCCCGCGCGAUGCUCAAAUCAUCCCGUCAAAAUACAUCUACAAAUGGAAGUACAACGAGGCCGGCAUCGCUGUGCGACAGAAAUCGAGAAUCGUAGUGCAAGGAUUUCACGAAGCUGAGGCCGGAACCGAGCACCGGACGGCGUCCCUCCACGCGAGGAUGGAACCGGGAUCGAAACCAGUGUACGUCAUUCCCCCGGAAGGAUUCUCGUGCGACAGCGAGAGAGCCAGGCAAGUCUGGAAGCGCAGAGCGUGGCUGUACGGGUUGCGUUUUUCCCCAAAAGGCUGGUGGGGCACUCCGCACGAUUUUCUCCUGAAGAUCGGAUUUGUUGAGAGCACCGCUAAACCGUGCUUGUACAUCCUGGACGACGGAGAUGUGCUCCUUCUCGUUUAUGUGGAUGACAUUCUGCUGACCGGGGAGGGCGAGAACAAUGUGCUGAGCACAGUAGAUCAGCUGAAUGAGCGUUUCGAAACGGUGGACCUGGGAGGAGCCAGGUUCCUGCUCGGUAUGGGAAUCGACCGAGACAGAGCCGCAGGGACCAUUCUUUUGGAACAGGAAGCGUAUACCAACGCAGUGUUGGACAAGUUCGGCAUGGCCGACGCGCGUCCGACGACAUCUCCGUCUGAGGCUGGACCGGUGUCCGUCUUGGAGGACCAGGUGUUGUCAGCGGAGGAUACCACAUAUUUCCGCUCCGCCACAGGCUCGCUUUUAUAUCUCAGCAGGUGCUCAAGGCCCGACAUUAUUCACUUCGUGAUGGUUCUGACGCGGAGUAUGGCGAAACCAGGAGGGCGAUGCAGAAACUCAAACGCGUACCCAGGAACCUGA
Molecule: messenger RNA, 1692 nt
Organism: Ectocarpus sp. CCAP 1310/34
Lineage: Eukaryota; Phaeophyceae; Ectocarpales; Ectocarpaceae
Source: the annotation of a GenBank genome assembly